Molecule: messenger RNA, 1836 nt
Organism: Lolium perenne
Lineage: Eukaryota; Viridiplantae; Streptophyta; Magnoliopsida; Poales; Poaceae
Product: disease resistance protein RPM1-like
Molecular function (GO): ADP binding
Source: RefSeq, a predicted model, not a curated record
AUGGCGGAGGCAAUACUUGCUGCUGUGACAAAGAUUGGGAUGAUUGGUGCAAGCAAAGCGGCCACCGCUGUCGGAGAUCAGUUGGCGAAGAGGGUUAAUGGACUAAUGGAACUGCCAGGAAAGAUCAAGAUGAUUGAUAAAGAGCUAAGGAUGUUGAAUGGCGUAAUUCAAGAUUUGGGCAGCUCACAUCUCAGCAACAAUGUUAUCAAGGAGUGGAUUACAGGCGUGAGGAAUCUGGCCUACCAUGUUGAAGAUGUAGUUGACAAGUACUUGUAUGAGGCUGUUAAGGUCAACGAAGAAGACUUCCUAAGUCGGUACGUGUUCAACAUGGAAGGUGCACGUAACGCUAUUGUUUUCAGUAAGAUUGUCGUUGAGGUAGCAGAGAUAGAAAACAAGCUCAAGCAAGUCAAAGAGAAUCAAGCUUACUGGACUAAUACAAUUGUGCCUGUAAACAAUGAUCGUGCAGAGAUUGAUAGGCAGCGGUCUGGAGGCGGCUUUCAAGGGCUUUUUUGUGAUGAGGAUCUAGUGGGAAUUGAUGAGAAUAGGAGUAAGUUGACUGAAUGGCUGAGCACCGAUGAGAAAGACAGCACGGUCAUAACAAUUUCUGGAAUGGGAGGCUUGGGGAAAACAACCCUUGUGAGAAAUGUGUAUGAUCGGGAGAAAGGCAACUUCCCUGGUGGUCAGGCUUGGAUUGUGGUGUCACAGAAAUAUGAUGUAGUUGAUCUGCUGACCAAACUGCUCUCCAAGAUAGGCCAGUCACAACCUGUUAGUGCCAAACCAGAUGUCGAUGACUUAACAGAUGCAAUACAGAAGACACUACAAUACAAAAAAUGUUUGAUCGUUCUUGAUGAUGUGUGGAAUGAAGAAGCAUAUAAUCAGAUGCGCAAUGCAUUCAAGGGUAGCCAAGGAAGCCGUGUUAUGAUCACAACCCGGAAGGAAAAGGUUGCAGCUAUUGCUCAUAACGGUCGUCGCAUGAUAGUCCAGCCACUGGGUAGCACCGAAUCAUACAAGCUCUUCUGCUCAAGGGCUUUCCACAACACCAGCCCUGACCCUGACCGCAAGUGCCCUCCGGAGCUUAGGUGCCCUCCAGAGCUUGAGACAGUGGCUGCUGCUAUUGCUGAUAGGUGUCAUGGCCUGCCAUUGGCCAUUGUAGCUUGUGGUAGCCUUUUGUCCAAGAAGGAACCAACAGAGCACGCCUGGGACCAGAUGUACAAUCAACUCAGGAGCAAACUGCAGGAAAACAACCAUGUGCAAGCUAUUCUUAUGCAGGAAAACAAGACGUGGCAGCUUAUUCCUCCUCGCCCUGGGGUCAACAUUAUCGACUCGAAGUGGGUGUUUAAGGUAAAGAAAAAUUCGGAUGGAUCUCUUGAGCGCUAUAAAGCAAGGCUUGUGGCGAAAGGAUUUCGACAGCGUUAUGGUGAGGAUUAUGAGGAUACUUUUAGUCCAGUUGUUAAACCAACUACUAUUCAUCUUCUUCUAGCUCUUGCGGUAUCUCGCGGCUGGCAUUUACAUCAACUAGAUAUACAAAAUGCCUUUUUGAAUGGUGUCCUAGAAGAAGAAGUAUUCAUGCGGCAACCCCCCAGUUUUGAGGAUCCUUUGCGUCCAUCUCAUUUGUGUCAUCUCAAGAAGGCCAUCUAUGGACUCAAACAGGCUCCAAGAGCAUGGCAUGCUCGUCUUAGCUCUGUUCUUGGUUCUCUUGGUUUUCGAGCUUCUACUGCGGAUACUUCUCUGUUUAUUCUCUCCAAGCCAGAUCUCACCAUGUUUCUGCUUGUAUAUGUUGAUGAUAUCAUAGUCGUCAGCUCCUCUCCUUCUGCCACGACUCGAUUGGUAGCCUAG